UCUGCUGAUAGUUCUGUUUACAAGAGGUGGGGAGAUGGACCUGACCUGCUGCCCGGAAAAAUGCAUUGGGUGUUGAAAUUGUAGUGUUUUUCUUGUUGCUGAUUACCUUUGGAAUAAUCCGUGACAAUGGCCCAAUGCAAACUGAGUCCCCAUGAGUAUAUUCAGAACGCCUUCUCACCCCAAGUGGCGAUAUUAUGCAGUGAGGAUGCUGACAACCUCUGCCUCAAGAAUAACCUCAGAUUUGUGGAGUUGAUUCAACCUUUUUGUCGCCUCAAUAGUGAAAUUCGCAUUGCUGAUCCUGCUGGGAAUACAGUGCCAAUCAGAAACCUGCGUGUGGUGUUUGAGGACAUGAACAGGCGGCCACCCCAGCCAACAUUAGGCAAGAAGCUGUUAAGUGAAGUAGUGAGCUCAACACCUUGGGACCGCCCUGUUACAAGGACAAUCGGAGCAUCAGGCACUCGUGAAGCACUGGAGCUGGAGCUGCAGCAAACUACACCAUGGUUUGAGACAUGGCGAGACACCUUCCUCCAUGUCCAGUAUCCCUCUGAUCAUGAAUUCACCAAACAUUACAUAGCGUGUAUUGUGGUUGUAGCCUCCACUAGUGACAAUCCUAUGGACCAGUUGAACCGGCUGUCACAAUACUUGCACCAGCAGUUACAUCAGACUCCUGCACGAUUUCCAAAGUGGUUUUCUCCCAAUAUCUUGAAAUUUUUUGUUUUACUUCAUGACGUCUCAGCUGGGGAUCUUAGCAGAUCUGAACAAAUAUUUGAACACAUGGGAACCACUUUUGGGAGCAAUAACUGCCAUCUGCUCCAGAUAAACUCCCGGGAAACAGACCAAUCAGAUGUUCACUUGCCAGAUCCCUGGAGUCAGUUCCUUCUGCAGCGGGCAGCCUGUGACCUAAGUGGAGCCAGCAGUUCUGAAACCAGUAGUGGCACAGGCACUCCCCGGGAGGAUGUGAGUGGCCUUCCCUCCCGAGUGUCUGAGGGCGACACCACUGAUAAUACUGAACCAAUACAUCCCCUGUCUCCAACAUUACCUCCUGUGGAUGAGAAAAAUGGAACAUAUGAUAUGAUGCCUGGAGUAGAAAUAUCAUCUGAUGUGCCUGUAAUGGUCAACAGACCUAACAUGCUAGUAGGCACUGCUCAGCACCAUGGUGGCUGUCUCACCUCCUCUGAUGUGGAUCGCAUACGUAUCUUUAUCCAUGAAUUUUGUGUGAGGUCUCUAAUUCCACAUGUAGAAAAACAGAUCCGAUAUCUGAAUGAGGUAGUAACUAACAGGUCCCGUUCUAAGUCUCUCCUGAGUGCUACGAGGCGCUGGCUGGUGGGCAACAAGAGUCCAGGCAGUGCCACCAACUCUGUGAUUUAUAGUUCUGAAGCCACUGAAUUACAAACAAGACGACUUGGAGACUUGUGCUUCAUGUUUGGACUAUAUGAAGUUGCCUACAGUUAUUAUCACACUGCAAAGAAUGAUUUUAAGAGUGAUCAAGCAUGGCUAUAUUUUGCUGGUGCUCAAGAAAUGGCUGCUCUUGCUGCUUUCAUGCAGAAUAGCUCAGAUUAUCCCAAAAGAUAUCUGGAAAACAGCUUGCAAACCUACCUCAAUGUCUGCAAAGUAUAUAACUUUGCCAUCCGAUCCACACUACUUAGCACAGAAGUACUGAAACAUUGUGGAGAGUUUGGAGAGGCUGCUAUGAUGUUCAUCAAACUGACCUCAGAAGAGAGUGACCUCUUAUCAGCACUCAUGUUGGAACAGGCUGCUCACUGUUUCAUCAACUCCCAGAGACCACUGCCAAGGAAAUAUGCAUUCCACAUGACUCUUGCAGGACACCGAUUCAGCAAAGCUGGCCAACGCUCUCACUCUUUAAGGGCUUACAAGCAGGCCUUUCAGGUGUAUGCAGCUCAUGGAUGGGUCCUUGCAGAAGAUCACAUCCAUUUUACUCUGGGUAAACAAGCACACCAUCUCAAACAGCUGACAGAGGGCCUUGAUGCAUACACAAACUUAGUGGAUCAGAAGCUCAAGAAGAAUGCAUCCAGCCAACAGUCCCCUUCUCAACAGAUAACUUACAUAAGGGAGUUCAUCAACAUUUUUCACCAGUACACUGAACAAGAAUGGAAUUCCUCUAAUGGUGCUCCUUGUCUUCCUCUACCAUUGAUUGAGUCUCAAGCAACAAGGGUAUUGCUUGGAGCACCUCAAGAUUCUCCAACAAGCCAAGAUUGGAUCCCAGCAUCACACUUGUCACUAGAUGCCCUACCAGCCAAUAAUGCUCGGUGGUUUGCAUUAGAAAGAGAAGUGAUUGAAGCAUUCCAUAGUUUGAAUUCCAUGACAUUUAAGCCAAACUUGCAACUCCUCACUAAUGAUACUCCAAACACUGAUAGUCCUGUUGUUCCUGUAAAUGAACCAGUUCUUGUUGAGAUUAUCAUGAUUAAUCCUCUUUCACUGAAUCUUGUGAUCAGUGAUGUAAGGUUAGUUUUCACAUUUGAACCAUCAGAAGGUGAUGAACCAAAUGAUGCACCUGUCAAACAUUCCACUCACGCUGGAUUCGUAUUAGCUGCUGGUGCUCAGGAGCCUGUUAGGUUAGAGUUAAUUCCAAGCUCUCCAGGAAGAAUAUUAGUUAGGGGAGUUAUUUAUAAACUCUCCUUACCUCCUGAUGCUUCAGCUACAUCUGGGUCAUGUUCAGCUCCUGUUGUGAUUGAGGGCCAACAGAAGAUUGAAGUUAAGGGUCCAAGACUCAACAACACAAAUACAGAAAAGUGUAGUGCAGUGUAUGCCAAUGAUAAAAGGCUUGAUAUAACUGUUCUGCCACCUAUGUCAAGACUAAGCGUAUCUUUUCAUGACAUACCACAAAUAAUGAGUUGUGGUGAAUUGUGUAGUACAGAUGCAGUGAUCACAAACAUUGGGCCAUGUCCAAUUAACAAACUAAAGCUGGCCGUGUCAUAUCCAAAUCAUGUGUAUAUGGAAAUUAAAGAUAUAUCAUUGCCAAAUAAGCAUGUGUGUGUUCUUAGGGAAAAUGAAGCAGCUGAUAGCAAAAUAACUAAUCGAUUAACCUCAUUGCCUUUAGAAAAUGGCACUCUCAAUUCUGGUGAAAGUAUACAAGCAAAACUUUGGCUUCAUGCACCCAUGUCUCCUGGAGCAUUUGAAGCGGAGCUUCUCUUCUAUUAUGACACUGCUGGUGUUGUAGGAAAGAAAAAGUACCGGCUGUUACGUCAUCAUAGUAGCAUAUACUUAGAAAGAAGCCUGAGUUUGAAGGUGUCAUCAGCAGUAAGUCAAAACUUGCAGGAUUCUCUUAAGAACUCUGAAGAUAUUCCUGGAUCAUGCAGCUACACAUCUAAUCUUCAUGUAGAAGUUUUCAAUAACUCUGAGGUUGAUAGCAGUUGCAGUUCCUACACAGUAGUAGGACUCAGCGGUAACAGCAAACACUGGGCAGUGGUUCCUCAUUCCACUUUACAGGGCCAGACCCUGAAAGCUGGAGAAUCAUGCCACCUGUGUGUCAAAUGUGUACAGUACCUGAAUCCAGACCCAAGUAAUCUGGUUCUUUCACAGCUCCAAUUUAACAACUCUCAAGUGAGUUUUAUGGGUCCUCUGAACUCAUGGUGGCGUUUUUCACUGCGAGAACGCAUUACCCUCCUUGAUCUGUUGGCUGAUCCUCCGCCUCCAAAUCCAACAGCAGAUCACAUACCACCUCCACCAACCCAAGACCAAAUGGAUGCAAACCACAUUAAUGCCGCUAAUACCCUAGACAUGGUGGUAACAGCCAUUUGGAAGGGAGAAAGAGGAGGGCAUGAAACAUGGGGCCAACACAGUGUUCAUCUGAAGUCUUUAGGAGAUAGCAUCAGUUUCCCUGUAUCCUCAAUAAGCCAGGCUGGAGAGGAAGAGAAGCCACCAGUUCGAAUAAUUCCAGAAACCCCUGUUCAGCUCAUACCCACAAUCCUCCCUCCUGCAUCCAAACAGAAGCAUAUGGUGAAAGUUUCUGCUCAUUUUCCAUGUUCUAUGGACCAUGACUUCAUAACUAACAGGCUGUGUUGUCUGGAGUUUGAGUUGUAUCUGCACAACUGCAGUGCCUGUCAUCUAAACACUUUCCUCAAUCUUGCUCCAGAAGCUUUCCCUGGGAGCAGUUCAGGUUCAAGCAGCCAGAUGUACUCUCCUCAAGCAAGCACUCAACUAUUGUAUGUUGGAGGAACAGUCCGCAAGAUUUCCCUCUUGCCAUGGGGUAGCAGUAAAGUCCCUGUUCGUGUGUUGAUCACAAGCCCUGGCACCUACAGUCUUGGUGUCAUAUCUUUGACUUCACUAAGGAUGAAUGCCAGUAAGGAUAAAUCAGAACAGCCUAUACCACAAAUAUGCCAGCUGCAAACUGCUGUCACUGUGAGACAGACAUCUAGAACCCAUGGGGCUCACAACACAUGAUAGUGCCAGUAUCAUAGAGAAAGGCUGUUAUCCGAGGCAGAGGUAUUCUAAGCUAUGGUGAUCAUGGCUAAAAGGUAAAUUUUUCAACCAAGGCAGGUAUUUGUAAGUGUUUUAAAUUAAAAGUAGCUAGACAGUGUUUGUUAUUCAGUAUCAUGUAAAGUUUAAAGAUUUACUGUUAAAUAAAAAAACUGAACUGUUUUUAGAUAAUAUGUGUAUCCACUUGAAACUGUAAAUAGCUGCAGAUCUGAUUAAAUAAAUUUGAAUUCAGUUAA
This is a messenger RNA of Scylla paramamosain (green mud crab), 4673 nucleotides long. It is a transcript of the gene l(3)76BDm, whose product is annotated as trafficking protein particle complex subunit 8-like. The record is from RefSeq and is a predicted model, not a curated record. The transcript is spliced from 16 exons. NCBI's taxonomy places the organism in Eukaryota, Metazoa, Arthropoda, Malacostraca, Decapoda, Portunidae. The coding region runs from base 127 to 4401 and encodes 1424 amino acids. Gene Ontology annotation, cellular component: TRAPPIII protein complex.